CCAAGGCUGCCUGCAGUUGUGCCCGGUGACAGACGCCUGGGAGUAGCAGGUGCAGGGACGCGGCAUGGCAGAGUCACUGUCUCAGGAGGAGGUGGCUGAGUUCAAGAAUGUCUUCAACAAGCUGGACACAGAUGGGGACGGCACCAUCAACCUCCAGGAGCUGGGUGAUGUGAUGCGGGCCCUGGGCAAAAACCUAUCAGAGGCGGAGCUGAAGAAGUUCAUGGAGCGGGUAGACAGCGACCAUGACGGUGUCAUCAGCUUCCCCGAGUUCCUGGAGGAGAUAGCCAGGAGGAAGAAGGCCUUGGGCAGUGAGGAGGAUCUGCGGGCCAUGUUCCGUGCCUUCGACAUGAACGGGGAUGGCCACAUCAGCGUGGAUGAGCUCCAGCAGGCCGUGGCCCAGAUGGGGGUGCCGCUGUCCCAGGAAGAGCUGGAGGCCAUGAUCAGCGAGGCCGACGUGGACCAGGACGGGCAGGUGGACUAUGAGGAGUUCUCACGUAUCCUCUCCCAGAAGUGAGGCGCCCACCUUUGCGAACAUGCAUGCUGUCAGGGCUGCCGUGCACACCGGGCAGGGGGCAGGGAGGCCUCUGUCUGUCCCUCUCUCCCCCCAGUGAUGUUUAUCUAAAUAAAAGGACAGCGCAGUCUA
Messenger RNA from Nycticebus coucang (slow loris), 643 nucleotides. It is a transcript of the gene CALML5, whose product is annotated as calmodulin like 5. The transcript has a single exon. Gene Ontology annotation, molecular function: calcium ion binding; enzyme regulator activity. NCBI's taxonomy places the organism in Eukaryota, Metazoa, Chordata, Mammalia, Primates, Lorisidae. The coding region runs from base 65 to 514 and encodes 149 amino acids. The record is from RefSeq and is a predicted model, not a curated record.